Messenger RNA from Cucumis sativus (cucumber), 1427 nucleotides. Its product is annotated as probable 2-oxoglutarate-dependent dioxygenase AOP1. NCBI's taxonomy places the organism in Eukaryota, Viridiplantae, Streptophyta, Magnoliopsida, Cucurbitales, Cucurbitaceae. Bases 219 to 1235 code for a protein of 338 amino acids. The transcript is spliced from 3 exons. The record is from RefSeq and is a predicted model, not a curated record. Gene Ontology annotation, molecular function: dioxygenase activity.
CCAAAAUUGGAUUCAUCGAAAGUUAAUAAAUCAAAUCUCAUUUUGUUUUUUCAAAUGUGCCUUUCAUCAUCUAUUCUAAUAAUUAGUUUGUCACACUUAAUAAAAGAAAAAAAGAAAAAAAAAGUUAUAAAUUGAGAAGCAACUAAUUAGUUGAGACCAUCAAGAACAAAACUAUACUACCACUAUAUUGGGUAAAGGCCGCAAAGGCAGGCAAUACCAUGGGAAUUGAUUGUUUAGCAAAAUUAGAAGUUCCUAUUAUAAAAUUGUCCAACGUUGAUAAAAAAGAUGAUGAUAGUGAUCCUGAAAGCAGAAAAUUAUGGUUAGAAAGAAGCAAGCAAGUGAGAGAUGCUCUUGAAGAAUAUGGGUGUUUUUUAGGUGAGUAUGACGAUGAUGAGAGUAGCUGCAGUUGUAAUUCAUCUUCAUCACCAAAGCUUAAUAGUAAUAAUUAUGAAGAAAUUUUCAAGGGAUUGAAAGAGCUUUUUGAUUUGCCAUUAGAAACUAAAAUAAAGAAUGUUUCUGAUAAGCCAUACCAUGGAUUUUUGGACUGUAGAACUCCCUUUGUUCUUCCUCUUCAUCAAAGCCUCGGUAUUGAAAAUGCUUCAUCUUACGAAGCUGUUCAGUUUUUUGUCAACCUCUUAUGGCCUUCUGGCAAUCAUCACUUCUGUGAAAAAUUAUUUGCAUACUCAAAGAAGAUAUCAGAGAUGGAGCAAUUAGUAAAGAGGAUGGUAUUUGAAAGCUAUGGAGUGGGAAAAUACUAUGAUUCUCAUAUUGCUUCAACCACUUAUCUCCUAAGAACAAUGAAAUAUAGAAUUCCAAAAAUGGGUGAAGAGAAUAUUGGUGCAGAAGCUCACACUGACAAAAGUUUCUUCACUAUUCUUCAUCAAUUUGAUGGAGUCAAUGGCUUGCAAAUCAAACCAAAAAAUUAUGAUCAAUGGCUUGGAGUUCAAUUCUCUCCAAAUUCCUUCUUGGUCAUGGCUGGAGAUGCUUGUUUGGCAUGGAGCAAUGGGAGAAUUCACUCAGCCACUCAUAGAGUUAUAAUUGAGGGAAACAAAGAGAGAUAUUCAACUGGCCUAUUUUCAUACCACAAAGGAAUUAUUGAAAUUCCACAAGAAUUGGUGGAUGAGAAACAUCCCUUGAGAUUUAACCCUUUUAACCAUUAUGGAUUACUUGGUUAUUUUUCCACUGAUGAUUGUGACAAAAUCCCUUCAACUGCCAAUGCUUAUUGUGGAGUUUGAGACACUUUAUAAUAUGCCAAUUGAUAUUAUAUAUAUAAAUGUAUGCUUUGUUGGUGAAAAAUAUUAAUGAAUUUUUAUUAUAAGCUCACUUACGUCACUAAAUAAAUAAUUAUAUUUUUCUUAUAUUGUGGCGAACUUUAAUUUUAUUUUCAAAUAGAAUUUUGUAAAGCUUUAUAGUUUUGUGUACUCAAA